GCGGCUUGUCCUGAAAACUGGGUUGUGUUGUUUCUCAGGAGUGAGUGCUCGUCUUUGAAAGGAUAUGAUUUGUGUUUCCACGAGUUGCUUUUUCCCCUUGGUUUUGUUGUAAAUGCCGGUUUUAAUAGGUGUUUCUUCUUUUCUUCCCCUGUGAAGGACGAGGAAUUAGUCUAGACGCGGUAAAUUGGAAGAAAUGGAAGAAAGGAAAAGCAAGAGGAGGAGCCCCAAAUCGUCUACCAGUCAUCCUGCUCAGGUUGCUAACUCCAAGAAAAGCUCAGUGCCAGUCAGUAAAAGCACAGCCUUUUCAAACCCUGCCCCACAGCCUGCCGUGCAGAAACCAAAGUUAAAACGUGUAAUAAAAGAGAAAGCCAAACCUCCAGGAGGUGAAGCAAAAGGGGCACAGGCAGCACCAAUCCAGCAUUCUUUCCUCACAGAUGUAUCAGAUGUCCAGGAAAUGGAAAGGGGACUUCUGAGUCUCCUGAAUGACUUCCACUCUGGCAAACUUCAGGCGUUUGGAAACGAAUGUUCCAUAGAGCAGAUGGAGCAUGUGCGGAGUAUGCAGGAGAAACUUGCUCGCCUCAACCUGGAGCUCUAUGGGGAGAUGGAAGAACUCCCUGAAGAUAAAAGAAAACUAGCCAGUGAUUCCAACCUGGAUAGACUGCUGUCAGAUCUAGAAGAACUGAAUUCAUCUAUCCAAAAACUACAUUUAGCAGAUGCUCAAGACAUUCCAAAUGGUACCACGGGCUGAGAGAACAACUUUGUUUGGAUUCUCCCACAAGCUUUUCUUUUGUUAUUUCUGACAAUGGAAUUGGGGACAGUUGUGACUUUGUGUUGUUGGUUGUUUUUGUUUUUUUUUAAAUUUUGCACAACGAAGAAUCAAAGUGCAAAUCAGGUGUUUAUUUUGCACAUUCCUGAGCACUUGAAUUAUGUCAGGGCUCAGAAUCUAGAGUUGUAGGUUAUUGUGAUGCUGUGCUUUUUAUUAUUGCCUUACCUAACAGAAAAACUGGAGAAACUUUGAAGUACAUUUCUUCUGCUUAGUGGUGUUCAUAUGGUUGAAAAUGAUACAUGCAUAUAAGUUCAUUGUCAUUUCUCCAGUUUUUAUGAAGGUAGUGAUGAUGUUGCCUUUCUGAUCAUUACACAGACAAUCUGCACACUAUAGCUUUAGUGUUUUGCUGAUUGGUGAUGCCACAGAUUAACUUAUUGUUAAUAAAGUGAAAAGUUUUAAAUAUAUGAUGUUUCAUUU
This is a messenger RNA of Acanthisitta chloris (rifleman), 1243 nucleotides long. RefSeq names its product coiled-coil domain containing 28A (gene CCDC28A). Bases 194 to 748 code for a protein of 184 amino acids. The record is from RefSeq and is a predicted model, not a curated record. The transcript is spliced from 5 exons. Lineage: Eukaryota; Metazoa; Chordata; Aves; Passeriformes; Acanthisittidae.